Molecule: messenger RNA, 7159 nt
Organism: Vespa crabro (European hornet)
Lineage: Eukaryota; Metazoa; Arthropoda; Insecta; Hymenoptera; Vespidae
Product: E3 ubiquitin-protein ligase RBBP6
Exons: 13
Coding region: 461-5296 (1611 amino acids)
Biological process (GO): signal transduction
Molecular function (GO): actin monomer binding
Source: RefSeq, a predicted model, not a curated record
UCAUUUUUGUGGGGGUCAUUAUCACCGAGCGCACUCGCGCUCGUGGUAAGAUCGCCCGGCGCACCGUUCAGUACAGUUAUAACUUUGCUACGAGCCUGACGAGACACUCUCGCGAGUCUUCUCUCUUCUCUCGGAGGUCGCGCCUCGACACGCGCGCCUCGAACACGCGCGCCUUGACACCCCCCUCGACACUCCUAUCCUUAUCUUUCUCUUUUCCUAAUAUCUACGAGAAGAAUAGAAACUGUCAAUAGUGUGCGAUCAACGGACCGCGUUCUUCGAAUGUUCUUAGAGUAUCUCUUUGUUAUUUUCUUCGAUAUCAGUGGUGGAUCGAGUGAAAAAUCAAGAUCGAUCGGUCUUGGAAUCGGCCGUUUCGAUUUAAAAAAAAAAAAGAUCGACAUCGUUGGAACAUGCGGCGGAUCGUUAGAGGAUCGUAACAAGAUACGAGAAAGAGAGCAGGAAGAUGCUGUGCCUUAAGAAACGAAGAACUUAUAGCUUCACGCAGGGUACCUGCGUGGAUCUUCCUCGGCGCUCGAAGAAGGACGCUGCUCGUUACGAGGGGUCCUUGAACAUGGCUAUUACGACACUGCCACGCAACAACAGGAGCAGGGAGGAGAGGCCAUCCGGAAUGGUUCUUACCGUAACCGAGGACACACCGGCGGAUAUGCUGGCUGGGAGUAUGGAACUUCUGGUCCAGCUUCCGCGCGAGCAUCAUCUUAACGCGCAAAGAGUCACCGUCCAGAGGAGUACUCCGAUGAUGGAUCUUCUCGUUCAAAUUGCAACGGCCCACAAAUUGGCAGCUUCGAGUUACACCUUGCAAGCGAUCGGCGAGCGUGGGUUAGUUUUACCUCAUCAACCGAACACGCCGAUAGGAGCACUCGAUGCUCUUCAGGUGAAAUUACUUCCCAAGCAAUGUGCGUUCGUCCCGAAAAAGGUGAAGCCUGCGAAUCAACCUUUCGAAACAACAUUCAGAUUGCAGGUACAUUUACCAAGGAAUCAAUUGUACGUUUCAAGAGUCAGUCCGAAAAUGAAUCUAGGUGAAAUUCUGAACGAAGUGUGCCGUGAGAAGAAUCUGGACAAACACAAGUACGAGCUACGUCAUCCGGUGAACUUGGAAGAAAUACUGGAUCUAUCCCUGUCCCUUCAGGACUAUCAUCUGCAGGAAGUAACGCUUUACGCGAAACAAGGUAGAACGUUGGGUUCCGCUUUGAGCUCGCAGGACAUAAUGGCUCUGCAAAGGCAAGAAGAGAGACGUAGGCAGCAAGCGAAGCAGAGCGUCUUUGGAUUCAUGUUUAAAAAAUCAAAGGAGAGCUCGUUGAGCACCGACAGUCUAGAGGGUCGAAGCGUGUCACCAGCGAGAAGCGACGAAACUGGAAGAAGUGCCAGUCCGCUUCAACCACCUACGAGACCUCAGAGAAAGAGGAGACUCGCACCGAAACCGCCUACCUCUUACGAUCAAGAACAACAACGGGCUACUACGACCACCGGUACGAUACCAACGACGACGAUGAGAUCGGCGGCGGCGGCGGCGGCUCCAGCGGCGACAACGACAAGGACGACAAACGCGGAAUCAUCGAUGAAAGAAAAGAUGCUCAUCGGUCACAGUCGAAAUAGCAGCGAUAGUUCGGGAUAUCACGAGGCUUCCGUGUUAAGUGACAAUCCAGAUUCGGCUGGACGACUCCCGGAAACUCUACCAAGGAGAAACAGAACGCCUGGUACCAACGAGAUCCCGAGAAAACUCGUUCAUACCUCGCAGUCGAGUAAAAGUCUCGGUAAUCUCGCCGUAACCGCGUCCGGUGCCUCUCUCGAUCGAGCCCUCAGCAGCUCCUCCCUCAGCAGUUCCACCGACUCGAAUUCAAGUUUGAAGAAGAAACGUGCCGCACCACCUCCACCAGUUUCGAGGCCACUCUCCGCAGCCAUCUCUAAUCAAGCGUUAGAACGUAUCGACGAUUCCGAGGAAUCCUUGACUUCCGAUAUGGAUCCUUCGAAGCCACCAUCGGACAUCGGUGCACCCUCGAAGGCCUCCUCGGACAUCGGUUUGAGCACGAUUCUUGUCCUUGACAAGACCGAUCACCCGGAGAUGAUGAGAAAGGAGAAGAGCAAUUCGAUUCGAAUGGCCGAUGUUAACGCGGUAGAGGAUCCUCCAAAAGUAGAGAACGCUAGAGUAGAAGUUAAAAGAGAAAAGGCAUCGCCCGAGGAAUUAACGCCCUUGCCUAAGCCUCGCAAAGUUGUACGACCAAAAGAGGAGAGAUCGUCGCCGAUAGACCCGCCGCCAGUACCUAAGCGUAGAUUAGUGCCACCGGUAGUGUUAUCUAGAUCACAGAGCAAGGAUUCUUUAGAUCCUUCGUCGAAUAGGAACGUAAUAAAGACGAAUGCGGAAGAUGUUCGCUCUUCUUUUUCCUCUUCUUCCUCUGGUGGCCUCGAAUUCGAAGCACGAGAGACGGACCCGUUGGAGACAGAUAAGAAAUCGAAUCUCUUGACGAAACACGCCAAGAGUAUGAACGACUUAUAUAACGUCGAUUCGACAGGAUAUAAAUCCUGUACCGUGAUAUCGAUGAUACCAAAAUGCGAUCGUUUCGAGAUCUCGAGAAACUCGAGAUCGUCCAGUUGCGGCAGACUCACCGAUGAGAAUCGUCUCUACGAAGAAAAGAAAACGAUCCAUAUGGAGAACGAUUAUAAAAGAGAUUUCGAUGUUACCUCGGUGACGAAGGAUAAUGAGAUCUUCGAGGAUAGCCCGAAGGACUCGAAAAGAUCAAAGGUCUAUCGUAGUCCGUCCGAAUCGAACGACUUUCAAGUCGAUUCGUUCAACAAACGGAAGAGACAUUUGACGUCUCAAUCGAAGGAUAUCGUGUUCGCUUUAAAUCUGAACCUGACGUUCGGAUCCGAAAAAGAAUCGGACGUUGAGAAGGAAAACGGGCAGACGGAAAGGGCUAACGCAGUAGAGGGGAUAUCAGAGGUCGAGAGGAAGCUAUGCGACACGGACGCUCUGCUGCACAAAGUGUCCGAAACUUUAUCGUCGUCGUCGUUGGCGUCGUCGAACGAAGAGACCGAAAAUGUUUAUAACGCGGUGAAAAAAACUAACGCAAAUCGUCGCACGGAGGAGGAUCUGGAUGAGGAUAAGGAGACCCCUGAUUAUGGCGAAGAAAGGAAAAAUCAACAGGACACCUCGGAUUACGUGUCCGCCCUCGAGGAAGAUUCGUCGAUGGCUGAUUGGGAAUAUCAAUUGCCGGCACCACCGAGCGCCUUUCGAGAUACCGAUUCGUCGCUCUUCGAUGGCUACGACACGGUAACCCUGAGAUCAGUCGAGGCGUUCAAGGAAUCGCUCGUUGAAAAUCGAGACGAUCGUAGUCGUGUCAACAAUGUGUCAACGUUCAUCGACUCGGAUCGAAUCCGCGAGAUCGAAGGAAAAACGAUGUCGAUCGAUAAAGAUAAAAGUAAGAAUAUGGAAUUGCAAAGGGCCGGGUCAGAAUCGAAAUUUAAAAAAGAAGUGAUAUCGGAACUUGAAACUAAGAUAGAAAGAGGAACAUUGGCCCGAUCGCAAAAGGAACCAGAUUCAAGGAAAGUUAAUAGUGGUACGCCGACGUUAACGACGUCAAACUUCGCGCCCGUAGAUAACACGCUGUCGAAUUUUACAAUCACCACGUAUACGCGUCAAAAGAGUAUAGAUAUAUUCAAGGAAAAGGAGGAUAAAUGUUCCCUCGAAGACGAGGCUAGUCGGAAUAAAAAAACAGAGCCAAAGAUUUCCAACGAUGUCGAGUCUACGCGAGUUUGGCAAGCCGUGAACGCCAAAGCCGGUAUCGUUAAACGAUCCAAGAGUCAUGCAUCCGCGAUUAGCAAGGCCAACUCGAAGAACGAAGUGGAAGGGCCUAGGAUCGAUCCGAAUGAAAAAACGUCGUCCAGCACGUCGAUGUCGGACGUCGAUAUUGAGGACAAGUUUACACAGCGAAGAAAUAAUCGCCAGGAGGAAUCUACCAAAGGGAAAGAAGAGUUGCGAUCGUUGCAGGUGUUGAAAAGCAUUUUGCCGCAGUUGACGAGCUCACAACCAGCGGAAGAAAAUGUAUCGAAAGAAAGGAACGUGGUAACGCGAGAAAAAGCAAAGGCAAGGUUCGAGGCGUCAUCCGACCGAGAUCAUUCUGUAACGUCGAGCGUGAUUUCGUCACGCGGCGAAUCUCACGUAACGGCGCAACGAGAGAGUAAAGGUACGAUGGAUGACGAUGGGGAAACGAGGACGAAACGUCGUUACGCUUAUAACGGUCCGCCAGCGAUCAGUUUAGGAAGUUGGGCCGAAAGACCAACCUUCAAGGUUCAAAUUAAAACGGACACAGAUUAUAAAUUUCAAAGGGACAAAUUGGCGGAAGGCGGUACGAUUGAUUCGAAGGAAAGACAUGAUAAGCGAGACACGGAUGAUCUUGCGGAUAAGCUGAAGAACGACGCGACGAUCGUUUUUGGAACAAAGAGGACAACUUUUAACGAAACGAUCGCUCUCGAGUCGAAAAAAAAUGAGGGGAGACCUAUCGUGACAGGUGUCGAAUUGAAGAAGACCGGCGUGAAAGAGAAGGAGGAUACUCAUAAAAAGUCAAUGAAGGAUAAUGAGAAAGAUAACGAAAAGUUGAUAGACACGACACCGUUGAAUUUUCAAGAAUUAACCAAGGCCUUUCGUAUCGACAUCGAGCAUAGGAUAAAACCUAUGUCCCAACGUGCCAAUGCAAACAGACAUUCCGAUUAUUACGGUUCGCACCAGGAAUUCCUUCGUAAGAAGGUUGAUGAUACGAGGAAACAAAACGGGCAGCCGAUGAACGAUGAAUUCUCUUUUAAAAGGAACAUUUUCCAAAAGGAUAAUGCAUUGAUCAACGGUAAUCGCAAUAUCAAUGUCAAUUCCGAGGGUAAUCAAUUCGGCUCGUUCGUGGGAAUAAAUUCGGUGAAUCAUCGUCGUUCAUUCAAUCAGGAUCAGACCGUUCAAAGGAAGAAUAACGUGACGCUGAGGAACAACAACGCAAACGGCAUAAAGCCGCACCCUAUGCCUACACCCGUCGUAAAGGGAUUCAAAGUAUCGACGUUGCCUUUUAAAGAAUCGAAAGUUAUUAAAGCCGAAAUUAAGGUUAAUCAAAACGAUGAAGUCGUUGAGGCACUGCCUCCCAAAGCUCCGACGAUGCCCGUAAUAAUGGGUGUUACUUUAAAAAGUACUAACGCGAGACCAAAGUCAAUGCCGAUAAACGUAGAUCCUAGAGAUAUGCUAUUGGAGUCCAUUAGGAAUUUUGGGGGUCGAGGAAAAUUAAAAAACAUUGCAGAGAGGUAUUAAAAAUAAAUCGACGGUCAUAAUGGUAAAGCACCGAGAGGGAAGUCACAUAGAAAAUCAACUACGAAAGAUAGAAAAUCUCCUUUUCUUUCCUCUACUCGUCUUCUCUCCUCUUAUCUUAUCUUAUCUCAUCCCAUCCUAUAUUACGCGUGUACACGUUGUCUUCGCAGUUAUUUAAUUAAUGCGACGGUAAGAGACUCCUGAAUAUUAUGAAUUAGAUUUUAUGUACAUAGUAUACUAAGCCUUUAUACUGCGUUCGUCUCGCGUGGAAUUACGAAUUACGCAAUGAUCGAACGAAUAUGUUUCCUCGUUAAAUUACUACAACAAAAUAAGGUUGGUAAGCUUCUCUCGAUGCUUCUCUAAUUACGCGUAGCGUACAGUUAACUGUACGAAUCAUGGAAAUACGUGAAAUCAAACGAUGCCUGGUGAUGAUGGACGGAUACAGGGAGAGAGAGAGAGAGAGAGAGAGAGAGUACUUACAACCUUUAUCGGCAUGGACGCGAAACGAAUCGACCACGUCGAAUAAAUAAUCGUGCAAAACUAAAGAUUUUCUUUUCUUUUUCGUUUGUUUGAAAGAUUGUGCCAUUUGUGAUUCCCUUUCAAGAAAAUUGUCCAUUAUUAUUUCAUUUUUUUUCGACGUCGAUUCGUUCUCUCUUUCUUUUUAAUAAAAUUCCACAAAAGUCAUUCCACGUUAGCUACGUGUAAAUACGUUGUACAAAAAGCCUGGUACGUUGAUCGAGCAUGUAUAUAUUCUAUUGGUGAAGUAUCGAUCAUCGGUUAGAACUUGGGAAUGUUCGUUCGUAAGAGGGAAUCAACGCUUGUCGCUCCAUCGAAGAAGCGAUCUAAAGUCGAUUAAUAAUCGAUCGAUCGGUCGGUCGUUCGCGGAUCGUUAUAAAGAUAAUGAAAGAGCGAAGAGAAAAAAAAAAGAGUUUUUAACAUUACAAGGUCAUUCUAGCUUUGGUCAAGUCAUACACGUAACAACGCCAAAGCCACUUUUUUUAUGGCCGAAUGAGAUAUUAAAUACUAAUAAUAGCAACUUUGUUUGUUGGCUAACAAUUAAUUAUUCUAAACUUUGCAUAUAAUUUUAAGUUUCUAUAAACGGGACCAAAGGUAACAUUUCUUCUUCUUCUUCUUCCUCUUCUUCUACUACGAUAUCGACAACGAAUUUAGAAAUAUAGAAUGUGUUAUUUAAAUGAAUACGAAGUAUAGUCUUUGAUAAAGUCUGGUCAGUCGAUUUAUGACAAUAUAGCGGUUAGACGCAAACGAUACGUUGUACGUCGCGUAAAAGAAUAGUUUUGGAAAUUUUCCUUUAAUAAUAGCAAAAAAUUAUUUUUCUUUUAAACUGUGCUACUAAAGAUAAAACUCUGUAGUAUGAUGUAUUACCUAACACAUUUUCGAUACAGAAUAUAUACGUUUCUAUUAUUAACUUAAGUCUAGGCUAUUUCUACCCUUUCGUUUUCUCUAUAGAAUAUUUUUCUUUUUCUUUUCUCCCUUCAAAGAAAGUAGUAUCAUCAUGCAACGAGUCGCAUUCAAAGACGCAAGUCGUUUUUUUUUUCUCUUUUUCUUUUGCUUUUUCCUUUUUCACGCCUAUCCCCUCCCCCCGUCAAUCCUAAAUAAAUGAUAUAUUUAAUUGGAUUCGUCUCUACCACAGUGUGGAUGUGAAUUUUUAUACUCAAAUCGAGUUUACAAUCAUCUUUCACAGUCAGAAAUUAAUCUGACAGUAUUAUUAGGCACUGGACAAAAUUACUGUAUUGUAUAUAGGUAUUUAUAUUAUGUCCAUUACUUUGCAUAAACGAUAUAAUAAUACACUGAAACAUUUAUUUAUAUGCGUUAUAAUUUAUAACCGAUUAAAAUGGUAACAUUCGA